Pseudophryne corroboree (corroboree frog) is the source of this 6627-nucleotide messenger RNA. It is a transcript of the gene CNP, whose product is annotated as 2',3'-cyclic nucleotide 3' phosphodiesterase. The transcript is spliced from 4 exons. Gene Ontology annotation, molecular function: 2',3'-cyclic-nucleotide 3'-phosphodiesterase activity. The record is from RefSeq and is a predicted model, not a curated record. Gene Ontology annotation, cellular component: cytoplasm; membrane. Bases 72 to 1451 code for a protein of 459 amino acids. Gene Ontology annotation, biological process: cyclic nucleotide catabolic process. Lineage: Eukaryota; Metazoa; Chordata; Amphibia; Anura; Myobatrachidae.
GAAGGCGGCAGCUAGAAGAGGCGUGUACAGGAGAAGGGAAGGCUGGGGGCGCGGCUGCAGCAGGAACACAAAUGUGUGUCAGGGCCUCCAGCGUCUUGCGACUGCACAAUAGUCUUUCUCACUCUCUGUACCCCACACUCCAGCUCCACAGCAGGCACAGCUCACUCCUCUCUUACCAGGUUGGGUCCAUUCUCAAGAGAUCUAAAGCAGAUACAGUCAAGGCUUUUCAUCACAAGAUGUCAUCACAAGCCUCAAAAGAUCACCAAGAGGGACAGAAGCCACCACUGAUAGUGGAUGACCACACUGUGGCUACUGUUAGAGAAUCCAAUAUCUUAGUUCUCUUGAGGGGUCUUCCUGGCAGUGGAAAAUCCACCCUGGCAAAAGAUAUUGAAAAAAAAUACAAGGACUCCUCUCGUCUAAUUUCUGCUGACAAGCAUGAGAUCAAGCCCGUGGUGAGGAGCUCUAGUGAAGAUUACUGUAAACUGAAUGAUGAGCUAACAACUUGCUUUGAAAGACGUGAGGCCAGUCUGGUCAUCCUUGAUGAUACACACCAUGACCGUGAAAGGCUUGAUGAAUUGUUUGAAUUGGCCAACAAGUACCAAUUCACUGUAGUUGUCAUAGAACCAAAGACAUCAUGGAAAUUGGACUGUGCCCAGCUGAAAGACCGGAACCACUGGAAGUUAUCUCUUGAGGAGCUUAAGAAUCUGAGCCCUACACUGGAGAAGGACCUCCUUCCUCUGUACUUUGGAUGGUUCCUGGCAAAGAGAGAUGAGGAUUCUUUAAGAAAGACCAGCCGUGAAUUUCUGGAGCAGCUACAAAACCUAAAGGCUUUUAAGAAGCGUUUACAAACAUUUGGUUGUGAAGACAAACAUAAGUUGGAUCUCUUGAAGUAUUUUACCAAAACACCAAAUAUCCUACACUGCACGGCCAAGUAUUGUGAUUAUGGAAAGGCUGUGGGAUCAGAAGAAUAUGCACACCAAGAGGCUGUGAAGAAGGCCUAUGCGAAAGGUUACACACUCCAUAUCACAGCCUUAUUCGCCACCCCCAGGACAGCAGGAGCACAAGUAGAACUCACAGAGGACCAGCUACUAGUAUGGCCUGCAGAUGCUGAGAAAGAAGUGAUGCCUAAGGACACCUUUCCCCGGGGAAGUCGUGCCCAUAUCACUCUGGGCACUGCAGCUGAAGUGGAGGAUGUUCAAACUGGCGUUGACCUUCUGGAGUUCAUAAAAUUGCAGCAAAGUGGGAGAGAGGGGGAGGGAGAGGGAGAGGGAGAGUUUGCCGGGUCCGUCAGUGGCAAAGUCUCUUACUAUGAUAAUGGUAUGUGGAUGCUUAACCUGGCCAGAAAGAUUGAAGUAAAAUCCAUCUUUUCAGGGUACUAUGGCAAACCAGGUGUCAGUGUCCCACUGCGGGGUGGCAAAAAAGGCCUUUUACAUCAGUGUCAAAUUGUGUAACAAAGUAAGCACUAAAAAAAAAAAAAUAAACCCACUUGGUUUGGACCUGGAAACUUUUAAACAACUUUUGCUUUUUAAGGGGCCCAUUUAUCAUUUCAUGUUUUUCAGGGAUUAGCUGCAAAUAUUAGGUAACGCCCAAAUGUAAGGAGGAGGGACCACAGAAAGUAUUGGAGAUCACCCAUAGAUUUCUAUGGGGGAUGCGAUGCGGCCCUAUUUACCAAUAUCCGGAAUGUGAUGGAUUCCCGAUAUUGGCCCCCGCAGCUUCAGAUGGCGGUAGCUGGGCUACACAUUGCAAAUGUAGCCAGCCUAGGGUUCCCCCAGAAGCCUCCCCAGAAGUGGCCUCUGUGCUUGUGCGGUCAGAGCUGACCAAGCAUGCACAGACCACCCGCCAGCCAUGCCAAGACAUCGCAGGGACUGGCUCCUUUUCGGAGCCCCUGUGCUGCAUAAUGCAUCAACACGAUGUGAUUGCAUAUUGCAAUGUGAUCCCAUUGAAUAUGCAGUCUAUGAUAAAUGGGCCUCUAACUAUCAAAGUGCCACUUAAUGUUUAAUAUUAUGUAGUAAUUUAUAUCCCACAUACUGUGAAUAUGAAGGUACAGCACUGUAUGAUGGUACAAAGGUAUAAUAUAAAAGUGCUUUCAUACUUGCUGCCUUCCACAGUAUUACGUGUUCUAGUCUGUAAUAAUAGCUACAUAUAGAUCAUAUAAUUAGUGUUAACUUUCCCAAGUCAAAGCGACCGUGUACUCUAAAUGUGCACUUUAAAAUAAAAACGAUAUAUUAACUUUGGUUUGUAAAACUGAUGGUGUCCGUAAUAUUAGACUAUCUCCAAUCUAUCUUUCUAAAUAAUCUGUGACCAUUCGGCAGCUCUCUCAGACGUGUGUAUCUAUGCAAUGACGUGCAGACAGCAUACUGUAUGUCCUGUUUAUUCUAUUUGGGUUGGGUAGGCGUUACAGACACUGGGGAUCUCCUCUUCAUAAAGGAAGAUUGUUUCACCUUAUAGGAAAGUAUGUGAUUAUUUUGAGGAUUUAAAAUAUCUUAAAGACAUGUUAAGGUGAAAAUAGCAAUUAGAUUGAAUUUUGUUUAUUCUAAAUGUGUGGGGGGGGGGGGGGGGGAAUCUAGUCCAUAGGAAAAUAAAAUGAUGUAACUCAUGGCAUCUAGAUUUGAUAGUUUUUCUAGUUCGGUUUAUAAAGCGUAACCAAAUAUCUGAGUUCUCCUGUGCCUUAAGUUUCUUCCAUGUCCAUGAAUUAAUCCUUUAGAAUUUACAUUUGCAGCCCCUCUGAACUAGGUUCCCCUAAAUUAGGAUUUUUCCAUCAGAUCUUUGAUUUGAUUCUACAGUUGCAUUUAGCAAAUUUGAUUGAUUAGCAAGCAACAAUGUCCCACAAUGAUUAUGCAUUUUCAUAAAAGAAAAAAAGAUGGAUACUCGUUAUAUUAAUGUUAUUUAGGGAUGGUCAUGAACACCGUUUAAUUCAAAAGGUUGGUUUAAGAUAUGAAUUGUCAAGGCACAAUUUUGUAAGGAUGUAAAAUUGCUCUUAGCUGCCCAGCUUAGAAUAACAUACCCUCCAACUGUACCUUUUUAGCAGGUACUGUACCUUUUUUUUUUUAUAUAUGGUCUGUACUGAUUUCUGGCUCUCCAAACUUCCAUUGAAAGUAUAGGAAAAGGUACCCAUGGCCACACCUGCUUUUCGGAUUUUUGUGUGUAAAAUGUUGGAGGGUAUGGAAUAACUGUGUUUUGGAAAAAAUAUUUUAUUUUUUUUCUAAUUCUUGUAAGUUUGAUGUACAGUAUACAAUAAGUCACACGUAGCACAUAUAUAGAAUGAUUUAGUAACUGGACUCCUUAAAUGUAAACAGAUCAAACUACUUGUUAUAUAAACAGGGAAUAUCUAAUGAAGUGGAUGUCCAAAGUGUACAACCACAUUAAGGUGGAACUGAAGUCAUAGGGGCUCAUUUAUCAAUAAGUGAUUAAAACUCGCUGUGAAUGAUAAAUGUAGCUCCACUGUCAUGUACUCAGCUCCUAACUGUCAUGUGUUUGAAAAAUGACAGUUAUGAGCUGAUUGGCUGGAGCAUCAUUUAUCAUAUGCAACAACUUUUAGCAUUCACAAUAAGUUUUAUCGCUCUUGAUAAGUGGGCCCCAUUUUCUUAUGAAAGAGAAGCAGAGAGUAGCAGCCUGUUCUUCUCUCACCUCUUGCUUAGGCCUCAGCAGCAGAAGCUCUGACAUAUAGUGUAACUACUGUAGUCUCUGCUGUGUUGUGUACGGUGCAGUUCUACCUGAAUGUGUGGGUGGCCGUUGGGCUUAUCCAUAUGAACAUUAUGAGAACUGUUCUGUCUGUUGCAUUUUCAAUUAGGAUCAAUAAGAACCAUGUUAAAAGUACAGUAAAACAUGUAGACAAGUUAGUGGCAUAGCUGAAGAGAAAAGGUAAAGCUAGUUCCACUGCACAUGAAAAUACCAGACCCGACACACACAGCGGGCGAUGGUAGGUAUGGCAUGUUCUCUUCUGGAAGUGAAAAUGUCCUCUCUAGGCACCUGUAACAUACUGCAAAGCUAAAAUUCAUUCAGUGCUUCAUAGUUUGCUCCAAACAAUUUUUUAUUUUUUUUCCGUUUAGAAGGAAAUUUGUUUUACAUGGAUUGUGUGUUUUUUCAGUGUUUUUUCAGUGUUGUCACCAUAAAUGCCCAAGUGCUUAGUGUACAGUAUAUGACAGACUGUAUACUGUUGCAAAUUUACAUGCACAAGAGUUAUGUUGCUUAAUGUUAUUUUUUUUUUGUUUUGUUUUGUAUGUGUGUGUUUAAUGAUAGCCAUGGUGUGAUUUGGGUUUUCAAUUCUCCCCAUAUGAGUGUAACGGUGGAGAUUAAAUUACAUUUUGCUCAUUUUAACACGUAAAGUUGUGUUCAUAGGUGAAUCUUCUGUGACUAUGUGCUGCUUCUCCUGGAUAUGAAAUGGAACCUAUGAAAACAGACUUAAUGGCGUUUUAAACAUUUAGCCACCCUUAAUAUUUUCAUUGACUUCACCCAGGCCUAAUGUACAGUAAAAAGCAGUCAUGUAAUUGUUCACAACUUUCGCUGCAACUAUUUACAGCCUGCUACAACUUGAAAACGCAGCCGUCUUACCAUUAUGAAGCCCUUUUAUAUCCUAUGGAUCUUGAUAUUGGGAUGUCUCAAGGGCAAACCAGGAGUAAUGAUUUGCGUUAAGCAGUUAUCAUUAAUGAGUAAUUAGUAAUCUACGUACUUGCAGCAAUAGUUGUACCGGUUUCCUCUGCACGAUUCUACUUCUCUCUAUAACCACAUUUCAAUGUUGGUACACUGUAUGGCCCGAAAGAGCCGAAAGUGCCUUACCUGAAAUCACAAAAUGUCUAGUGGCAGGAAAUAAACCAUUAUAUUUGGGAACCUAUUAGUGACAUUUGUCACAUGACUGGCUUAGUGCGGUCAUCCGCUUGUGAUCUUACAGCUCACCUGAAUGACGAUAUCUGUACAAUAGAGGGUAAGUGUCUGUACACACACACUGUAAAAGUGCAGCGAAUCUCCUGGUGCAUACAUCUGUUCAGUGAAUGAAUGCAUACAGCGGGGUGCGGUCAUAAUACCGUCAGAAGAACCCCAUACAGCCUAUAGAUAGAUGGUCUCUGUGACAGAUGGAUGCAGCUGCGUGCACUGGAAGUAAAAAACAAAAACCACACCAUGGUUUACCCAGUGAUGAUUUAAUAUUAACAUUUCAGUUGGUUUGGUUUAAAGGCAUUUUCUAUGUUGAACAUCUUACUUUGGUUAAUAGUUCACAUGUGGCUUUAACUCUUUCAUAUAUUCUCUUUUAAAAAGUACGUCCAAUAUUGGCAUAACUGCAAUCUAAAAGGGAUGAAAACAAUACAUUCCAGACUAUGAAACCCUGCUGAUCAGUAUGAUGUGUAAUGGAUAGCUGUGAGAAUGUACUAUUAUCUUUACUUUUUGGGUUUCAGUAGUACACAUUUUUGUAAUAAAGAUGGGUCUUUUAUAGCAAUCUGAAGUUCUAUUGCCGUGCAGUGAGACAUUCUAAAGGUGCAUUCACGCAGUGAGAUAUUGACUAUGCGAUUUCCAUGAACUCCCCCAGAGCCCAGAAGCACUGAUAAUGACUAUAUGUACCUUCGAUUUUGACUAAGUGACAAUUUUGACUAUACUUUGUACGUGUUGGUUAUGCGUGACCGGCGGCCAGGAGACAGACGGUAAUCAUACCGGCGGCGGUAUGCCGGGGCAGGGCUACAAGCCCCUGUGGGCUCAGUGGCAAGCUGUGCUCACCACAGGUUCUAUUCCCACUCUGUGGGUGUCAUGGACACCCACCGGUGGGAAUAGUCCCUGCUGGUUGGCAUGCCAACUGUCGGGAUUGUUAGUGGUCGGGAUGUAGGGGGAGGUAUUGAGACCGCCGGUCAUAUAACUACAUCCCCAUUGCACUUGAUUGUACACUAUAUAGUCAAGAUUGACUUACCUGCACAGUCUAUCUUUCCCUGCGAUACCGACCCCACUGGAGUGCGCAUCGGUAUCUCAAGCUGCCUAACACCAGUGCGUUUUGCACUAACUUUCCUUGCGAUUUCGGCUAUAUGGUGAAAAUUACAAGGAUAAAUCUCACCAUGUGUACACACCUUAAGUGCCAAGAGAGCAGUACCCUGGGGCCAUUCUUGAUAUUCCAGAUGAAUGGUGAAUGACAUCUGUACUUCAUGUACUCAGUACUACAUAGUAAUUUAGAAUUUUUUUUUUGUCUGGGAAAUUUUUUACGGAUCUUACUAGUUCAGAUAUUUCUGGUUUACACACAAGCUACGUUCUUUAUCCUUUUAUAAUUUAGGAAAAUGUAUAAUUCUAUCAACUAGCACCUGUUCAUUUUGGUACAGUACAAAGGGCUCUAGAUGUGCCUAUGUAUAACCAUUUUGUGGGCUGAACUGAAAGGAAUGAGAAUACAGCUAAUCAAUUCAGUAGGAGCUAGUAACAAUUGACAAAUGAGACAUAUGAUGCCUCAAAAUAAUCACAAGCUCUUACUUAAUAGAUAGGCUCCGUAUCAUUAGUGCCUUUUAAAGGAUCAUUGGUUAGUUCCUGUCUCAUAACCUCUUACUGCUAAUUGUACUCAACACCAACAACAAAAAAAGUGAAAUGACUAAACACGUCUUAAAUAUGUUACCAACAUCUUUAAUAAAACAAAUAAACAACAUGUUAAGUAUUGUGUCAAGUAAA